AGCAAUUUUUAGCACAAGUCAGCAGUAUCUUUGUUAAUCGAAAAAAGCUUCAUGUCGCACGUCAGCAGCAACAGUCUCAUGUCAUCGCAAAAGCGCGAUCGUAUGAAAGUAAUUAGUGAUGGGGCAGUGUGCCAGUUUGGAUGACUUAUUCCCUCCGUUGCGCUAUGCAAUUCCUUGCAACGCAACAUUUUGCACCUCGACUUUCUCAUUGAUUUUUCUUCAUCACUGACACAUCGCACCAUCACUAAUUAACUUUCAUACCUCGUCCUUCUCCGUCUCUCGGCAAGCGGCAUUCCGUCGAGCCUCAGUCGUAGGGUAUCGGCUCGCUCCCUCCGUUCCGUCGCAAUUGGCAGGAAUGCCGCAAGAGAAGAAUCAAACGAGAACAAAAAUCUUCAUGUCAAACCACUUCGAAAAGUAGUCGCGGCUUCAAAUCGGGUUUAGAAGAAAGAGUAGUGGG
This is a messenger RNA of Amoebophrya sp. A120, 457 nucleotides long. NCBI's taxonomy places the organism in Eukaryota, Dinophyceae, Syndiniales, Amoebophryaceae. The record is from the annotation of a GenBank genome assembly.